This is a messenger RNA of Mercurialis annua (annual mercury), 501 nucleotides long. RefSeq lists its product as uncharacterized. Bases 1 to 501 code for a protein of 166 amino acids. Gene Ontology annotation, biological process: protein ubiquitination. The record is from RefSeq and is a predicted model, not a curated record. Lineage: Eukaryota; Viridiplantae; Streptophyta; Magnoliopsida; Malpighiales; Euphorbiaceae. The transcript has a single exon. Gene Ontology annotation, molecular function: zinc ion binding.
AUGCAUCGAUAUUUCCUCUCCGACUUAUCACCACCGCCUCUGCCGCCGUAUCAACCAUUAUGGAUACUUUACCACGAUGACGUUACUCAUAUUUUACUGGUUAUCGGACUUGUUUGUUUUCUGAUUUCUUUCGCAACUAUAAUGGUUUGCUUAGGUCCUCGCACUUCUAAUACUCAAAACAAUGAACAUAACGAACCAGAACACGUUGAAAUCGGCGCUGCAGAACGUGGAAACGUGGAAGAACGGCGAGAAGGAACGUUGACAUUAAUACAGUUGUUCAAGAAAGUUGUUUAUAGUAAGAAAAAGGUGUCGACUAGUGAGGAAGAUGAUGAUGUGUGCCCUAUUUGCUUAGAGAAAUUCGAAGAUGAAAACGAGUGUGUGGUGCUUCCUUGCAGUCAUAUGUUUCAUGAACUGUGCCUGCAAAAUUGGCUGAAUAAGAAUACUCUGUGCCCUAUUUGUCGAGCUGAUGCUUGGGAGAUUCAUCUUGAAAAUCAAGUUUAA